Messenger RNA from Dibothriocephalus latus, 330 nucleotides. NCBI's taxonomy places the organism in Eukaryota, Metazoa, Platyhelminthes, Cestoda, Diphyllobothriidea, Diphyllobothriidae. The record is from the annotation of a GenBank genome assembly.
CGCUUUACCUGUUGCAUAAAGCUCAGUAUCCAAUCGUGUCACACACUUUUGCACUGGGAUCUCGAACUGCAGACCAAACUGGUACGUAUGACGGGGAUGCUGAAGGAACAGCAGGUCAUCUCGCGGGGCGCCCACUCUGACCGUACCUACCGCCAAGUCUCUACCGAGGUACUCUUCAUUCUGAAGUGUGACCAGUGCCGGUCUACCAAAGAUGUACUAAUGGAAAUCUUCAAUCCCAUCGAGAACAGCUGGCAGAAAUUCAGCAACAUGCCUCUCUCUAGAGAUGCAACGACUGUUAUCUUAAACAGUAAGUACCCCGCACUCCUCUAG